Molecule: messenger RNA, 1109 nt
Organism: Esox lucius (northern pike)
Lineage: Eukaryota; Metazoa; Chordata; Actinopteri; Esociformes; Esocidae
Gene: arpc4l
Product: actin related protein 2/3 complex, subunit 4, like
Biological process (GO): actin filament polymerization; Arp2/3 complex-mediated actin nucleation
Cellular component (GO): Arp2/3 protein complex; actin cytoskeleton
Molecular function (GO): actin filament binding
Source: RefSeq, marked provisional
GGCAGAACAACUUCCGCCUUCAAAACCCAAACCCACUAGAACAGAGAAAUGACUGCGACCCUGCGCCCGUACCUGAACGCUGUGCGUGCCACCCUGCAGGCCGCCUUGUGUCUAGAGAACUUCUCCUCCCAGGUGGUGGAGCGACACAACAAACCAGAGGUGGAGGUCCGGAGUAGUAAAGAGCUCCUCCUACAGCCUGUGGUGAUCAGCCGCAAUGACAAAGAGAAGGUCCUCAUUGAGGGUUCCAUCAACUCUGUGCGAGUCAGCAUUGCUGUGAAACAGGCUGAUGAGAUCGAGAAGAUCCUCUGCCACAAGUUCAUGCGCUUCAUGAUGAUGAGAGCGGAGAACUUCUUUAUUCUCAGGAGGAAACCGGUUGAGGAGUAUGACAUCAGUUUCCUUAUCACCAACUUCCACACAGAGCAGAUGUAUAAGCACAAGCUGGUGGACUUUGUUAUCACAUUUAUGGAGGAGAUUGAUAAGGAGAUCAGCGAGAUGAAGCUCUCUGUCAAUGCCCGUGCCCGUAUCGUAGCAGAGGAGUUCCUCAAGAAUUUCUGAGCUGCUGUCCUCUCAUCCCUCACAACGAUCACAACUUUGCCGCUACCGUAAAUCCAUGAGACGGCGCGGACUGAAGGGUCUGAUCGCAGGAAGAGGGUGUAGAAGCGUUCUGUAAGUGAACAACCAAUCUGUGUGGAAGACCAUAGAAAAGUGACCAAUCCGGUGUGGAUGUGUGUUGCAUCCAGCUGUCUCAAGUAUUUCCCAAUGCUUAUAAACCUUGAUGACUGUAAAUAAUGAAAUAUUUCCUAGAUUGUUUCUAAGAGGCAGAACAUUUGUCCCAAACCAAGGCGGGUCCUUAAAAUAUCAAACUUAGUUGGCAGUCAUUACAAGGACAUUAAGAAUCUGUGGUAACUGUAACAGGCCAUAUCAUUUUUAUACAUUCUGUCUUCAUGUACUGUCUCUUGUAUUUUUUUUUUUUUAAACAUCGUAGCCUGUUCAGUCAUCAUGGAGAGCAAUGAGUGUUUACAUUUUAUUAUAAGACACAACAGAUUUCAGCUGUCAUCAAACUAUGUAUGAAAUGAUAUAAUAAUCAAUAAAACAAAUGACAGCUUGUU